AUGCCGAUCCCAAACUCGGUCCUCAUACUACCGACUAUCGUGGUGACUUCGCCAGACGGCAUCACGGAUCACAGCAGCACGAUGACCUUCCCAAAUACCCUACGAACAGAUAGUCUGGGCACCCUCACCACUUCGACGCAGGUUGUAGAUGAUCGAUCCUUCGAUACCGAGACCAUCACUCCGUCUUCCUGGCCCACGUUAGCAGGUGUCCCAGCAGGCGCCAUGUGUGCACAGCCAUACAAUGGCCCAUCGGGCGAAUUUGGAUCGAAGCUCUCUUCGACUUGA
This is a messenger RNA of Recurvomyces mirabilis, 285 nucleotides long. RefSeq lists its product as uncharacterized. The record is from RefSeq and is a predicted model, not a curated record. The transcript has 2 exons. The coding region runs from base 1 to 285 and encodes 94 amino acids. NCBI's taxonomy places the organism in Eukaryota, Fungi, Ascomycota, Dothideomycetes, Mycosphaerellales, Teratosphaeriaceae.